This is a messenger RNA of Phaedon cochleariae (mustard beetle), 4818 nucleotides long. The record is from the annotation of a GenBank genome assembly. Lineage: Eukaryota; Metazoa; Arthropoda; Insecta; Coleoptera; Chrysomelidae.
AUGAUGCAAUAUGAUCAAAAAAUGGGAAUCCAGCGAUGGCUGAUCAUCUUCGUCCUUCAAUUUUUGCUACAUUUACCAACUACAAGAACAGGCUUCGCCUGCGUGAACAACCCCUGCAUCCAUGGGGUAUGCCUAGAUGACCUAAAUUCCACAUAUUUCUGUUACUGUAUCGAUGGAUACACGGGAAUACAGUGCCAGACCAAUUGGAAUGAGUGUUGGUCAUCUCCCUGUAGAAAUGGCGGAGUCUGCUUGGACGGUAUAGCAACAUUCGAAUGCACCUGUCCAGCUGGUUAUACAGGUAGGUCAUGUGAGGAGGACAUCAACGAAUGUGAAAGCAAUCCAUGCCAAAACAAUGGGACCUGCAUAGAUGCACAAAAUGGUUACACUUGCAACUGCCUUCCUGGAUAUUCAGGAACUUACUGCGAGAUAGAUAUAGCCGUCUGCAAUUCCACAAACGAAACCAGAUGCUUCAAUGGAGGAAUGUGUGAGGAGGGACCAGGUGAUUCUUUCUGGUGUCAGUGCCCACAAGGUUGGGGUGGUUUUUUGUGUGACACAGAACUAGAUGAAUGUGCAUCUUCUCCCUGUCAAAACGGUGCAGUUUGUAUAGAUUUACAUGCUGAGUAUUCAUGUGCAUGUCUUUUUGGAUAUACUGGUCAGAACUGCGAAGAAGUUAUGCAAAUUUGUGAUUCCAAUCCUUGUAGAAACGGAGCUUUAUGCAUAAUAGAAGAAAAUCGCUCAGUAUGUUACUGUGUCCCCGAUUUCCAUGGAGAUCUCUGCCAAUUCCAGUACGACGAAUGCCAACUGGGACCGAAGUGUAUGAACGGUGGUACCUGCAUAGACGGCAUUGACAACUCCACUUGUUCUUGUCCUCCAAAUUUAACCGGUGUACUCUGUGAGUGCCUCAUACUAGAAGACGGUACCUUGGAUUGCACUUAUGUCAGUUCCAGGCCAACCGGAGUACCAACGAGUUCAAUUUAUUAUGAAAAUUAUACAAUUCCAAUAACUUCUCCUUCUACAGUUAAAUCUACUGAAACAACUGAAGUGCCAACAACGAUACAUUCGCUGUUUAAUGAAACAAUUACUAGUUCUUUCGUAACAAGUACCGAUAUCAGUUCACCUAUUUCGAGUACAUCGUUCAUGACCUUAGAAGAAUCCACAAUAUUCGUAACAGCUCAUGCAAUACCCUCAACUGUAUCUCAAACAUCUACUGAUAUUUCUUCCUACGUUACGACUCCCUCCAUCACUACAACUAGUCUAAUUUUCGAAAAUUCAACUAUCACUUCUGAAGAAUUGAAACCAACCACUCAAGAAUUCCCAACAACUUAUGAGGUAAUCGAACUGACUAGUCUAGAUUCGAAAACAACAUCAGAAAAAACAUUCACAACUGCGUCGAUAACCAUGUCUCCAGAAGAACCUAUUACCUCAGUUGUCAGUACCGAAUAUACUUCUACAUACUCCACAUCACCAGAAGAACCACUUCACCAAAAUAUGUCUUCAUCUACCAAAGAAUCAUCGAGUAGUACUCUUUCCAUAGAUUACACAACCCCUGCAGUCCUUUCUAGUACUUCCUCCAUAGAAACAGUUGCAAGUGGAAUUACCUUGGUCACUACUUCACAAGAGGGGAGAUCUAGUAACGAUACCCUUCCAGAAGAGACAACUACUUCAAUUCACAGGUUUUUCACCACUGAGCCUACGAAGAAAAUGGAACCUAGCAUUAUGACUUCCACAAUUUUACCAACAUUUGAUUCAACUACUAUGGAAACAACUGAAGAAACAACUACUUGGACCAGUAUAGAUUGUACCAAAUAUGAAACAAAGUGCCAAAAUGGAGGUACCUGUGUAUUUUUAGAAUCUGGAUACAAGUGUAUUUGUCAUUUUGACCAUGAAGGUCCUUAUUGUGAGGUCAAACUUGGAAUUCGUCAUGCAGCUUUCAAUGGAAAUUCAUUCUUGUCUCAUCAUGUACUCACAAGUUCCUAUCACAUCGCUAUAGAAUUUGAAGCUAAAACAAUGGCAAACGAUGGCUUAUUAUUUUAUUGCAACAUAGACUCGCCACAUAUAGCACUUUACAUGGAGAGUGGAUACCUGAAGUUCAGGUUCUCUUGUGGAUACCAAACAAUGUUGCUCAGUGAGCUUAAGAUACCAGUAAACAAUGGUUUCAGUAUGAAUAUCAAGGCAGGAUUGGACUUUUCCAAAGAUUUCAACCACUGCAAUGCUUCCAUCAGAGUCAAUGAUAGCUUAUCAAUGACUGGAGACCAGGUUGCUAAGAUUGACAGGCUCCAUCACCCUUCAACUUGGUUACACUUAGGUGGACUACCCCUAGAUCUCUCCAAUGAUGUCUCUUACCCUGUUGGGGGAUUGUUCGGAUGUAUUUCAAAUCUGAAGAUUGAUAAUCACAGGGUACGAAUUUACGAUGAUGCUGAAGAUGGGAAUGCCAUCAUGGAGUGUUCUUCUUUAGCUUGUCUAUCAAAUCCUUGCAGUAAUGGUGGUUCGUGUAGUUCCAUGGGAGAUAAAUGGCAAUGCCACUGUAGAAAUGGGUAUCUUGGAAAAACUUGUCACAUAUCGAUAUGUGAUGAUAAUCCAUGUCUGUAUGGUGGAACUUGUAUACCAUUCACCAAUAGUGGCUACAUCUGUCUGUGUCCUUACGGUAAACAUGGACAUUUUUGCGAGAACGAUUUAAAAGUUACUGAGCCAAAUUUUUCAUCAACCAUUCGAGGUUUGUCUUCUUUUGUGGCUUAUCCCUUUCCAGAUGGAAUUUCCAAGAACAUGGAACUGACGUUCAGGUUCAUUCCCACCACUAUGGAACAAAUCGCUCUGCUCUUAUUCAUUGGUCAAGCUGGGCAUCAUGAUUUUUACUCUGACCACAUCGCUGUCAGUUUCGUCAAAGGGUAUAUCAUGCUCACAUGGAAUUUAGGAUCUGGUCCGAGAAGAAUUUUUACAGCACAGCCGAUAAAGAAGAAAUCUGCAAGUUACUUGGUCAAACUGGGACACACUGGUCGCAGAGCUUGGCUGUACGUCGAAAAUGUGGGAAAUGUAACAGGAAGAACUCCUGGAACUUUGAUCCAGUUGGACGUUGUCCCUCUUCUUUACAUCGGUGGUCACGAAUCCAAGAAUUUUUCUACACUACCUCACGACCUACCUCUUCACACAGGCUUUUCAGGUUGCAUUUUCGAAAUCGAAAUGAAAUCUGGAAGCGUUGUGAUACCUUUUCAGGGCAAUAUGAAAUCUUUCGGGAGAUCUGUUGGACAAUGUGGUACGAGUGAGUGCUACGAACGAAGUUGUCAAAAUGGGGGAGCAUGUCUCCAUCAUGGUAGUACCUUCAUGUGUCUCUGCCAGGAUGAUUGGUAUAGCCCUUUAUGCUCGUCGAAUCAUAAUUUGUGUGAUAGUAACUACACGAAAUGCUCUGACGAUUCUAGAUGUGUGCCGCUGUUAUCGAAUUAUGAAUGUGACUGUCCUUUAGGCAAAACUGGAAACUAUUGCAGAGAAGUUGAGAAUAUUACUGAUGUGAGCCUCACUGGAAAGCGAUCAUAUUUUGCAUUGAAACCUAUUGAGUUUGAUGAUUCUAAAUUCCAUAUAGAAUUUGACAUUCGUGUACUCAAAGAUCGGGGUGUGGUUCUGUUUAUAGGAAGAAAGGACACUAAUUUUAUCUCAGUAUCGCUGUUGAAUCAGAUGAUAGAAAUUAGAAUACGUUCUGGUGGAACUAAAAUGAAUGGUCCGAAGAUAAUUUCAGUUAGGAGUUCCAAGCUUUUGGUGAAGGCUUUCUGGCACAAAGUGAAGUUUGGAAUAUAUGGCAGAAAAACCUACAUCUCUGUGGAUAAUAUAAUCAACACUGGGAUAUUGGAUGUGGGACACGUACUCACCAUUUCGAAGGAGACGGUAUUUUUUGGUGGUCUUCCUGAUUUAUCCGAUCUACCUCUUUCGGCAACUUCAAGCUUAUCAGAACCUUUCCAAGGAUGUCUGAAACACUUGAGCAUUGAUGGAAAAUCAGUUCGUCUGGAUUCUUCAAGUAUAAAAGAAUCUAGGAAUAUGGGAGACUGUGCUGGUACCCCUUGUGGAGGUGAAGCUUGUCAAAAUGGAGGUACUUGUUGGCUAGAUUCGUUCAUGCAACCACAUUGUUCGUGUGUAUCACCAUUUUAUGGCGAAAAAUGCGAAGAGGUUGCUAUUUGUGAUGCGAAGUCUUGCAAAAAUCGCGGUAAAUGCCUGAACAACAAAUGUACCUGCCAAGUUGGGUAUGCAGGAGCAUUUUGCGAAAGCCAGAUAGUUGUCAAGACUCCCCAGUUUGGAGGGAAGAGUUACCUUAGAGUCAAGAGAGGAUCUGAUAGGAAAAGAAAUCUGAAAGAUAAUGGCAUUACUAGUAUACAAUUGAACUUCACCACAGCAAGUCCGAAUGGGUUACUUCUUUGGAAUGAUAAUAAGGGUAACAAUACUUUUGGUUUAGGACUAGAAAAUGGUUUCCUUAAACUAGCAUUAACUAUUGGAAAAUCAAAGCAGACGAUUGUAGAGGUUCCUUCGUAUGUUCAAUUGGCAGAUGGUUUAUGGCACCACGUUGAGAUCAUGUUAGACCCUUUUGUGUUGAAAAUAGAUGGUAAAGAUUUCCUGGUAUAUUCGAAGUUUGAGAAAACAACGAGAGUGAAGCUUAUUGGUGAUUUUUUUAUUGGUGGCAUGCCUGCGAAUUCCAGUUUGAUAUUGGUGACAAAUGGUUUGUUUCCACAAGCCUUUGAAGGAUGUAUCAGUGGAUUUGGAACUAAUGUGGAAUACAUGAGUGAUUUUAGUCUUCAAGAAGGCUCCAAUAUCACAAGAUGCGAUUUUUUAGCCGCUUAG